Molecule: messenger RNA, 1291 nt
Organism: Aphanomyces invadans
Lineage: Eukaryota; Oomycota; Saprolegniomycetes; Saprolegniales; Verrucalvaceae
Exons: 1
Coding region: 5-1240 (411 amino acids)
Biological process (GO): protein dephosphorylation
Cellular component (GO): cytoplasm
Molecular function (GO): protein tyrosine/serine/threonine phosphatase activity
Source: RefSeq, a predicted model, not a curated record
CUCGAUGGAUUUCCCAGCCGACGCCCGGCCCAUUUCGACAUUCUCCAUGGUUGAGUCGGUGACUAGAUCACGGAUGUUGUCCCUGCCGCCGCUCCAGCAAGUCACACCGCAAUGGCUUUUCAAUCGAUUGCAGACGCAGGGAGGCCUCACCCUCGUCGACACGCGCGGGUUUAAGUGCUACGAGCACAGUCACAUCUGGUCGUUUAUCAACUUGCCGCAGCCGUUGCAGACCGCCUCCGCUUCAACGCCCAUCUUCCUCUCGUCGUUGGACGGCGUGUGCCCCUUGCCCGACUCUGCCCAACGAUCGUGGAACAAACGCAAGCUCACAGACGUCAUCGUGUAUGACCACUUUGGCAUGUACACGCCGUCGUCAUGGUCCAUGCACCUCGCGACGCUCUUGGUUCAAGAACGCAUCGUCACUUCCGUUAAGUUACUUCGAGGAGGCAUGCAAGCGUUUCAGCGCGACUACCCUUUCAUGAUCACAGGACGCAAGGACUCGCAUCCAGUGCCUGCGCUAUCAACUCCUGUCAAGACAACAGUCGUCGUCGACACAUUACCUCGAAUUGAUCGAACCGCCGACGAAACCUCCCAGGCGACGACGACCCAUGCCCUCACGUUUCCGAACGACAUCGUGCCAGGGUUCCUGUAUCUCGGCAACGUGUGGCAAGCAUCCCAGCCAGAGAUACUCCGCAAAAUGGGCAUCACACACGUCCUCUCUGUGUGCGAGAUCGCUCCUUCCAACCCAAUGCCGCGCAUCACGUACAUGACGGUGUCCCCAUCAUCACUUUACGAAUCGUUUGAUCGCUGCUACGUGUUUCUGAAGAAGGCGCGCAAAACUGGUGGCAAGGUCUUGAUCAACUGCGUCAGCGGCGUGUCUGCGUCUCCAACGCUCGCAGUGUACUACCUCAUGCGUUCCGAGCGCAUCUCCCUCGUUCAAGCGUACAACGACGUCUUGGCAUGCCGUCCGCUCAUGUUUCCCAGCGUUGCAUGCAUGUUUAUGCUCGUCGAAUCCGAGUUGUGCCGAUGCGGUGUCGCGAGCAUCCAGAGCACGGAAGCGAUGGACGCGCUUCAGAGUGGCGCACUCAACGACGACAGGCCGUGGCAGCCGCAAGUGAAGUUAUCCACGCAGCUUUCCAUGUUUUUCCUCGGUCGGUGCAACGAUCGGUACGUCCAGGAUAACAUGGCGCUGUUGUUUGGCGACCGAGUGACCCGGCAGUCGUCUUGCGUGCUGGGGCAAUAGAUGAAGUUUUUUAUUUAACACGCCAAGUAAUAUUUAUAGUACUACUGUACC